AUGGCUGGUGCACCGGUAGCAGGAGGCUCCAAGCCUACGAAGACAAUGACGUACGCCGAAAGGGUACGGUUCCGCGAACCGAUAACAACGGAUACGGAAGCGACAGCUACCAGCGAUCAGUUUACCGUUGUACGAAGGAAGAAAAACAGGAAGCCGAAAAAUAAGAAACAACACUUGACCUCAGGUACUGACUCUGGUACCGAGACCAGAUCUAAGGUCAAACCAGAUGUACUACAGAAGAAAGCAAAGGCCGAGAGGCUCAAGAAAAUAGAGCCGCCCAAAACGUUCACUGUCGGAGUAGGUACCUCCACCGUAGGGGACGUUAAGAAGACCUUAUGGUCGGACCUUCUUAAAAAAUUGGAUGCACCAAAUAUCGUAAGCACGCGAGUAAUGCCUAAGGGUGAUCUCCAAAUCACCCCAGCAGACAAAGCAACUUACGAUGCAUUGAAGAGAAUAUCAUCGGAGCGCACGGAUGUUGUCCAAAACACACUGCGCAAACCGAUGGUGAUGAUACACGACGUCGACGUUACAUUAACCGGAGAGGUAUUGGCUUCCACGCUUGCUAUACAAAACUCCGUACUUGGCCUUAGUUCGGAAGAAGCAAUUGAAGGAAUCGAACCAUCCUUUAAAAGAGGCCCGCCGAAUAAAGAGACCGUACAUUGGGUAUGCUUGGUCAAACCCGAAGUGAUGAGCAAAAUCGCAGGGAAGAAAGUUUUUCUUGGAAUGUCCUGCUGCAGGAUUACGGAGUACUUUGAUUACAAUCAGUGCUUCAAGUGCCUGCAAUACGGACAUAGGGAGAAGUUCUGUGUGUCGAUGUUCACCGCGUGUUACCACUGCGCGGAGAAAAGUCACACCGGUAAGGACUGCCCUAAUAAAGAACGACCGUCCAAAUGUAUAAACUGUAAAAAGGCGCACGAAGCAACAUCACCUCUGUGUGCUGA
Molecule: messenger RNA, 941 nt
Organism: Cinara cedri
Lineage: Eukaryota; Metazoa; Arthropoda; Insecta; Hemiptera; Aphididae
Source: the annotation of a GenBank genome assembly